This is a messenger RNA of Scheffersomyces coipomensis, 465 nucleotides long. RefSeq lists its product as uncharacterized. The transcript has a single exon. The record is from RefSeq and is a predicted model, not a curated record. Bases 1 to 465 code for a protein of 154 amino acids. Lineage: Eukaryota; Fungi; Ascomycota; Pichiomycetes; Serinales; Debaryomycetaceae.
AUGUCAUCAGAGGAUAGUAGUAGUCAUGCUUAUAUGAGUUUACCCCAGGAAGACGUUCCUUCAACCCUAGAGAAGAAAUUGCCUUCAAUUCCUCAACCUCACCUUGAAGAUGGAUUCUUUCAAACGUAUCAUACAAUCACUGCAGAAGAGUUAUCUAAAAUAAAAAGAAACAUGGCAGAGAUCAAUAAUAUUCUUGCUCUGUUAAAAUUAAGUACUGGAGGAAUUGAUCCAGAAAAUUUUAUUACAAGAGAUGGUCAAAAGAAACCAUUAGAGUUUAAUUGGUGGCAAUUAUCAUUGGCAUUAGUGAUCUUUAUAUUGAUUGUAUUGUUUUUCAUAUGGUUCAUCGUAUACCUAAAUAUUUGGUAUGAAAAUUCAACUGAAGUUGAUUAUACACCUCCAUUUAUCUAUUAUUAUCAGACCGCUUAUAGUUCUGAUUAUAGUUCUGAUUAUACUACUUAUACAUGA